ACUCCCACCCGCGACGGUCUCUGCGCGAUUGCCCUCAGCAUCCUUCCCCGUUUCAGCGCAGGCGUUUCAUGUCCAUCAACCCCACCGACGCCCAAAGGUCCGCAAUUUCCCAUCCGGCUCGAUCGUCUCCCAACCCUCGUCUUCACCAUGGCUCUCCACCGGACCCUCGCCGCCCUCUCGACGCUUGCGUCGAGAGCCUCCCCUCCGGUGGCCUCGGCCCCGCUGGAUCUGCGCCGGCCUCCACCUCGGGGUCCCAUGUCCUUGCUCCAGCAAAUGCUUCAGAAUCAGCAGCUCCUGCAGGUGGAAAUUCUUACAAUUCAACAAGGAAGGUGAUUGGGUCCAGAGUCAGUGGUACUAAGAAAGUCUCAUGUUGUAAAAAAAGUGGCACUGCUUAUGAAUGCCAGUUAGGCAGAGAAGAGGCAGCUUCUCAAUUUAGGUCCAAUCAGUUUGGACCUUCUCAAGGCAAUGAGAGACCACCAGCAAAUGCAAAAUUUGUGCAUUCUGGAAAUUUAGCUACAAGACCUAGUGGUCUACAUGGGAAUGCUGGUCAGUCGGCUACAAGAAGAAACAAUGUUAUCAAUGCUAAUCAUCUGCUUAAUUUCUAUUAUGAUCCAAUUUCCCGUUCUGAACCCAGAAUUCCUCCAAGAAGGCAGCAGAAGAUAAAACCUUACAAUAAAGAUUUGUUCCUACAGGCAAAUUACAAAUUUGUGGUUUUAGAUAGAGGAGGCUGUGAAAUCAAAUCUAUGGAUCCAGAUAAAAUGCUACAUUGGGAAGAAGUGAUCUGUGUUAGAUACUCAACCCCUUUGCUAGUGCAAUGCCCAAUUUGUUUGGACACUCCACUUUGUCCACAAAUAACAUCAUGUGGACAUAUAUACUGUUUUCCUUGUAUACUACGAUACAUGCUCAUGGGAGAGGAAAAUCACAAAGGUGAAUGCUGGAAAAAAUGUCCCCUUUGUUUUACAGUGAUAUCUACUAAAGAUUUGUAUACAGUCCUUAUUGAGAAUGUUAAGCAGUUCGGUGUUGGUGAUCAUGCACAUUUUACACUUUUAACCAGACCCAAAGUCUCAGUAUUUCCUGUGCUGAAAAAGAAACAAGUUGAAAGUUCUACACCAUGCACUACAGAUGGCCUUUGUGACUUGUUUUCUAAGUUUGUUCUGACUUCUGAUGUGGAAUUAUCUGUGAGGGAAGCUAAAUCUGAUCUCUAUGAUUGGCUACAUAAAGCAGAUUCUGGUCUUGUUGAUGAUCUGGAGAAGCUUCCAUAUGUUUGUGCUGCAUUGGAACAGCUGGAGGAGAGGAUGAAGGCCUGGAUGGAGCAACAAACUGACAGCACCAUUCCUCUACGGGACCAUGUCACUCCUUCCGUGAAUUCCAAGACUUCUCUUAGUUCUAAAAAUAGGAAUUCUCAUGCACUAAAUUUGACUUCAAAUCUUGGAAAUGCCGAAUCAUAUGCAUAUGAAUCUGGAAUUGGAAUGGUGUGUUAUAUACCAGAUCAUGAGAAAACUGGCUCUUCCACUGGAAAUGCCGAAUCAUAUGCAUUUGCUGAUAGCACUCUAUUACCACUUGCUGCUAAUUCUGAACAGCUAGAGAACUCCAACGAAGUCCCAUUGUCACACAAUGAAGAUGAGAGCUUCCAGCAAGAAGAAAUGACUUCACAGCGAAAUUCACAUAGUUGCAGUGGUGGAACCGAAAGGGAUUCAUACACUUUUUACCAGGCAACUGAUGGUCAACAUCUUAUUCUUCAUCCAUUGAACAUGAAGUGUCUCCUUCAUCACUAUGGGAGCUAUGAUUUGCUUCCACCAAGUAUUAGUGGUGAAAUUCUGGAGCUGGAAACUGUAACUCAGUCAGAAGCUAUGAGAAGGCGUUACCGCUACCUAAGUCAUUUCUCUUUAACAACAACAUUUCAGCUUUGUGAAAUUGAUUUGAGAGAUCUAUUGCCUUCCAGCUCUUUAGCUCCAUUCUUGGAUGAAAUGAAAAAGCGUGAAAAGCAGAGGCACCGCCUUGCAAGGAAGGAAAAUGAUGAGAGAGCAAGGGCUGAAGCAGCAUCUGCACAGCUCAAUCUGAUAUCAUCUGCUCAGAGGCAAUUAACUCACAAAGAUGUUGUGUUUUCAUCAGAUGACUUUGAAGCAUUAGGAGCCAACAUUGCACCAUCCAGCAGUCCUCCCACUGGUGAGAGAAAACUGUUUUCUGAUGUAACACGGCUUGGUUUUGCUGCUGCACAUGAUUCACCUUCUUUAAGAGCUGAAGAAUCUGCUGAUGUAUCAGGUGAUGUGGCUGAAGCUUCUCAUGUUUAUGCCCCUAGGCCGAUGACAACAUCGUCAUUUGCUACAAUAUUAUCUUCUGCCUGUGAUGUUGAGAGCUCCGAGCAGCAGACGAGUGCACAGGGAAAGAAAGGGAAGAAACCAAAUAGAGUGCUUUUGUCUACGGCCAGCAGCCGUCGCUACUGAGUUUUCAGCAAGGCCUAUGUUCAUAUUUGAUGUUUUAUAGCAGCUGUAUCAUGUGUGUUCAUUUAGCUGCCGAGGACAGUGGUUUAAUUGGUGGAUAUUUUGGUAUGUUCAAUAAAUGAUUUU
Musa acuminata subsp. malaccensis (wild Malaysian banana) is the source of this 2567-nucleotide messenger RNA. RefSeq lists its product as uncharacterized. Gene Ontology annotation, molecular function: metal ion binding; transcription cis-regulatory region binding. NCBI's taxonomy places the organism in Eukaryota, Viridiplantae, Streptophyta, Magnoliopsida, Zingiberales, Musaceae. Gene Ontology annotation, biological process: positive regulation of transcription by RNA polymerase II. The record is from RefSeq and is a predicted model, not a curated record.